Molecule: messenger RNA, 822 nt
Organism: Colletotrichum acutatum
Lineage: Eukaryota; Fungi; Ascomycota; Sordariomycetes; Glomerellales; Glomerellaceae
Exons: 2
Coding region: 154-615 (153 amino acids)
Source: RefSeq, a predicted model, not a curated record
UCGGACUCUUUCCCACCGUUGAGCUCCAAAAGUCCGGGGGAUCCGCCCCCACCUUUCACCGUCCAAGUGCCGUGGCCUCGGGUGCCAUUACCCCAAGACUGGGAGCUCGGGGUGCCGGGGUGUGUGUAAUCUUUCCCCGCAAGGAACACAGACAUGACGACAGAAAUCUCACAAAUCAGCACAUGCUCCUUCAAUAUACCAUAUCAGUUUCGCAUUCUGAAAUAUCCAGCGGUCCUUGGAAAGUCCAUUCCCCCUAUUCUAAACGCGAUCAAAGUCAUUGGAGGAGCGAGCCCGUCUAUAAUGUCCAGUAGCACGGCGGCACCAGGCAUGGCGCAUCAUACCGCAACAGCCGCAUCAACACAACCUCGGCAUCCCCUGCCGCUACAGAGUGCUUGGGAACGACACCACGUCGCUACCGCCGAGACAGCAAUGGUACAACAACAGCAGCAGCACAAUUCAUCAAUCCGGCACCCCGUCUUCUUCACAGAGAAACUGCGGCGGCCGCCGUUGACCCUGGCACCUGGCAUGGGCCUCAGUCCCGUGGCGCACGGCUACGUCUACCAGGAUGGACGGAGGAGACUGGCCGCGGAAGGGAACUCUGCGCCAAAGCUGUGAUGAGAGAGAUGUUUUGGGGAAGUGGCUGCUAGUUACCUGAAGUUUGGAGGCGCAGCCUGAUGUAUGGCGAACACCAUCAUGCCACUUCAGACUUUUCAUUUUCUUGGGUCAAAUUUCAUUUAGCUUGACUUCUCGUGCCAAGUUGCAACGAUGGGCAUUACUUACGUAGGGUAAUUUAUCACCCGACUGAGCUAUUAUUGGAAAGCC